CCCUUACUGUGUACGGCACCUGAUCAGUACUAGCACUCUAGCAAAAUGAUAAUAUUCUAUUUGUUCGCAUGUCUGUCACUCUCACUUCUACAAACAUGCUUGACAGAUAAUGAUAAUAAUUACAAAAUGUAUAGUCACCACAAAAUGUAUUAUAUUGAAGGACACGAAGAAGGAAUGGACAAGGCCAUGGAUUUUCUUACGAAGAAUUAUGAAAUACCGUACCACUCAAGAUCUGAAAAGGGUUGUCAUAUGCUGGUUGCUCCUGAACUGGUGCCUUUAGUGGAAGGGAUCUCAUACACACAUGGCCUCAACACAAAAGUCAUUCUCAAUGAUUUUUCUGAAUUAAUUCGUAACGAGAAGAACAGAACGAGUAAAACCAACGAUGGAUUCUCUUGGACUGCUUACUAUGACGUCGAUGAUAUUUACAACUAUCUCCAAAACAUGAGUGACCAGCAUCCACAAUGGGCGCAGCUGGUGGUCGGUGGGCAGAGCUAUGAAGGUCGCCAGAUUCUGGGGCUCAGAAUCAACACUCCUACUGAUGUAGACAAACCUGUUAUGUUUAUUGAGUCAGGCAUUCAUGCAAGGGAAUGGAUAACUCCUGCCACGACGACGUACUUCAUCAACGAACUGCUGACCAGCUCCGACCCAGAAAUUAUGGAAAUGAGGGACCAGUUUGACUGGCAUAUCUUCCCAACAGUAAACCCUGAUGGGUACCACUACAGUUACACUAGAGAUCGAAUGUGGAGAAAAACUAGAUCUCCGUCAGAAAAUGGAUGCUAUGGCGCCGAUCCUAACAGGAAUUGGGACUACAAUUGGUUGGAUUACGGUUCAUCAAGCAACCCGUGCAACUACCAGACAUAUGCUGGCUCUAAACCAUUCUCAGAAAUUGAGACUCGGUCUCUAUCAGAGUAUAUCUCAGGACUGGAGAACAUGCUAGGGUACAUCGCGUUCCAUGCUGAUGCCCAAAUGUUGCUGCUUCCCUACUCCGACUCCAGUGAACAUGUCGACAAUUAUGACGAUUUGAAACAAAUUGGCGAUGCAUCCCUGAGCCGGGGUUACGCAGUAAAUAAAGCGAAGUACGACGGUCCUGGAACUGCUUCAGAAAUAUUGUAUAAAGCAUCAGGAGGCAGUAUAGAUUGGGUCAGGUACACCCAGGGUACUCGUCUAGUGUAUGUUUACGAGCUUCGUGGAAGGUUCUUCCAGUGGCCUGCCAGUAGGAUCCACGAGCAAGGAGACGAGGUUACACAGAUGAUGGUCGGGCUCGUCUCAGAAGCACGCAACUUGGGAUACUUCUAGAAACACUCAAAUCUACACUUUGGAACGAGCGAAUCAAACUUCACUAGAGGACUGACCGACAGACAGACGUUAUUAAUAUUAUUAUAUUUGCUUUGACGUUCAAAAGUGCCUUCCUGGUCUAUUUGAAAUAAAUGAUUUUAACUUUGACUUUGACACUAUGUAUUGUUAUGUCAAAGUGAACUGAAACAUUGCAAAUAUACUUUAUUGAAUGAUU
Molecule: messenger RNA, 1510 nt
Organism: Spodoptera frugiperda (fall armyworm)
Lineage: Eukaryota; Metazoa; Arthropoda; Insecta; Lepidoptera; Noctuidae
Product: zinc carboxypeptidase
Exons: 9
Coding region: 46-1296 (416 amino acids)
Biological process (GO): proteolysis
Molecular function (GO): metallocarboxypeptidase activity; zinc ion binding
Source: RefSeq, a predicted model, not a curated record